Saccharomycopsis crataegensis is the source of this 1506-nucleotide messenger RNA. RefSeq names its product Sgo1p (gene SGO1). NCBI's taxonomy places the organism in Eukaryota, Fungi, Ascomycota, Saccharomycetes, Ascoideales, Saccharomycopsidaceae. Gene Ontology annotation, biological process: meiotic chromosome segregation. The coding region runs from base 1 to 1506 and encodes 501 amino acids. Gene Ontology annotation, cellular component: nucleus; chromosome, centromeric region. The transcript has a single exon. The record is from RefSeq and is a predicted model, not a curated record.
AUGGACGGCUUGAAUCACAGAUAUCAACAACAAGAGCAGCACCAGCCACAGCACCAACAACCACAUCAACAUCAAACUUAUAAGGAUCUAGCACGCAAUAACUACGCGUUGGCAAAGAGAACUUCUUUUAUGAUGACAAAAAUUGCCAAACUCGAGAAAAAAGUCGGCGAGCUUCUUGCCGAAAACCUCCAACUUCGGCGGAGGAGUAUCAAUGAUUUGCAGAACCGUAAAGCUUGGUUCGAGGAUAAGUUGAUGGGUAUUGAGAAUUGUGUUAACCAGAAGUUUCAAGAUAUCAAUUUGAUGUUCCAAGAAAUAAGGAAACAAGAAGGCCUAUCGCCGCCGAUGGAGAUCAAUAAGAAAUUGGCGGGGUUCGAUGAUGAUCUGCGAUCCUCGGGAAGCACCAGUAUUAGUACAAUGAACAAAAAGAAAAAAUCAAUAAGAAGACAAUCAAUUUACAUCUCUUCAGACAGAAAAUAUGGAGAGAUGGCUCCAGCUAAGAGUGUCAACCAUGAAGAAGAAGAAGAAGAAGAAGAAGAAGAAGAAGAAAUUGAUGACGAUGGAGCUUCUUUCCGAACCAUAAAUAAAGCUAAAGACAGCACCGGGUCUCACUGGGAUUCAGAAAUAUUAGGAGGGGAUACCGUCAUGGUGAAUGAGAAGGAGAUUACUGGUAAUACUGGAGAUGAAAUAACGAAUGAGUCAACACAAUUACAUGUGGAAAUCCAGGAGGACGCAAACAUGUUGCUGCUGGGCGAAGUUGGUGAAGAUGAUGAUAAUUCAACAGCAGCAGAGAACAAUGAUGAUAAAGAACCUCAAAACCGAGAAGACGACAUACGGCUGAUGGUGCAGAUUAAUGGUCCUCCCCAACAUAUUAAAUCAUCUGACCAGCCAAUGAAAGCAGCAAGAGUUUAUGAGAUAUCUUCUGAUAGUAGUAGUGAAGAGGUACAACGAGCUCAAAAGACAAUAGUGUCGGUGAGUGAUGAAUCAUCCGAAGGCGAUAACACAAGUCAUAACAUUCUGGAAUUCGACUCUCUAUUAAAACCAGGAAAUCAUAAUCACAGGAGAUUUUCAAAUGAAUUCAUCCUGAGAAGAUCAAGCCAUCGGUUUAGUGAUUUAAAGAAAGCUGCACAGAACAAUUCACACUCUAAUGAUGUGCUCCUUGAAGAUAACGCCUAUAAUAAUAAUAAUAGUGUCACUGAAGACAACAUAAAGCAAGUAUCAUCAAAAGUACGGAAUAACCCAGCUAAAAAUCUGGCUAUUGGAGAUCUGAAUGACACUAGUCUGAUUAUUGCACCACAGAGACGAACUAGGGGCAAGGCUGUCAAUUACGCGUUGCCAUCCUUGAAGUCCAAAAUGAGAAGGCCUGGAUCAAAAGACGGCCGGGUUUCAAAGCAAAAGACCAACAAGAAGCGAAAAAGUGAUGCAAAGAGGCAGCCACUCAAGCAAAUCUCCACUAAUGAAAACAAGGUCAAUAACUCCAAAUCAAAAGAUAAAGUGCCAAUAAUCUGA